Messenger RNA from Hyaena hyaena (striped hyena), 3494 nucleotides. It is a transcript of the gene WARS1, whose product is annotated as tryptophanyl-tRNA synthetase 1. The record is from RefSeq and is a predicted model, not a curated record. The transcript is spliced from 11 exons. Gene Ontology annotation, biological process: tryptophanyl-tRNA aminoacylation. Gene Ontology annotation, molecular function: ATP binding; tryptophan-tRNA ligase activity. The coding region runs from base 1039 to 2469 and encodes 476 amino acids. Lineage: Eukaryota; Metazoa; Chordata; Mammalia; Carnivora; Hyaenidae. Gene Ontology annotation, cellular component: cytoplasm.
GGGGCGGUGCCGGAAGACGUGGCCCUCCCGGAGCCGCCUGCAGGCGAGGGCUCGGAGUAUCCUCCUCAGAGCCCGGCUCGCUGCCCGCCGGGUUCUGGCACCACGAGGGGCGUGGAGGCUGGCACGGCGCUCCUCGCCCCCUUCCUCCGAGCGCCCGCGUCCCCGUCUGUCGCCCACUCCGGCCGGCACCGACCCUGCAUCGUCGCCUCCCUCUUCCCUUUCCCGGCGGCGAGAAGCCCCCAGUGUUAACGGGUGUCUGUCACGUGCCGGGGGCUUUGCCUAUAGUCUCGUACUCAGUCCCCUCCACGGUAAAGUGAGGAGGCUUCUUUAUGCCCAUUUCACAGAUGAGGAAACCGAGGAUGAGGCAGAGAGGUAGUGUGGCUUGCGCCACGUGUUGAAACGAGAGACAUGCCCGAGAUGGGAUUGAAACCCAGGUCCGCCCGACCCCAGAACUCCUGAUCUUUCCCACUGCAUUGCGCUGCCUCAGUGAACAGCUGCGGGGAAGGCACGGUCGCCUUUCGGCCUCUCCACGACUCCACAUAACAAUUAGUCAUCCUGAUGCUCGGGUGGGGAUCAGGAAGAGGGUGGAGAGGUUAUGCGGAGGCCAGUCUCGGGUAUGGGGCGGCUGAUGCAAUGACCGGCUAGUAGCUCGGUUCUCAAGACGGUUUCCUUGGUCUCCACCCGCACCCCCCCCCCCACCAAGCCACCCCUGAUUGGACAGUCUCAUCAGAGGUUGGUCAAGAAUCUCAAGUGUUUCUGAGAAACGGAGUGGUUUCUUUAAAACGCCCCUAGUACAAAUAGCUGAAGAGUAGGGUAAACAGGGAAAAAGAAAGAAGAGCCUUUUACUAAAAAGGAAACUGAAAGAAACAGGGGAAGACUAUUAAAGAAGACCUCUGGCUGCACAGGGCAGUCUCAGCCUCGCAACUGCCCCGCGUGACCAGUGGCCACCUCUGCAGUGUCUCCCACAACCUGGUUUUGUCGGGACCACUGAGCAAACCUUCCAACGCCCUAGCCGGCUAGAGACCCAGGUCCUGGAAGAUGGCGGAUAUGGCCAACGGCGAGCAGGGGUGCGCCUCCCCCCUCGACCUGUUCCACAGGGUAGCUGCCCAGGGAGAGCUCGUGCGGUCCCUCAAAGCUGGAAAGGCUCCACAGGAUGAAAUUGAUUCUGCAGUACGGAUGCUGUUAUCAUUGAAAAUGAACUACAAAGCCGCCAUGGGGGAGGAUUACAGAGCCGACUGCCCUCCAGGGAACCCAGCGCCUGAGAGCGACAGAGGCCUGGGUGCCAUGGAGGCCGAAGAGGAUUUUGUGGACCCGUGGACGGUACAGACCAGCAGUGCUAAGGGCAUUGACUAUGACAAGCUCAUUGUUCGGUUCGGGAGCAGCAAGAUUGACAAAGAGCUGGUGAGCCGGAUCGAGAGAGCCACCGGGCAGAGGGCACACCGCUUCCUGCGCAGAGGCAUCUUCUUCUCACACAGAGAUAUGAAUCAAAUCCUUGAUGCCUAUGAAAAUAAGAAGCCAUUUUACCUGUAUACAGGCAGGGGCCCCUCUUCCGAAGCGAUGCAUGUAGGUCACCUCAUCCCAUUUAUUUUCACCAAGUGGCUGCAGGACGUGUUUAACGUGCCCUUGGUCAUCCAGAUGACGGAUGACGAGAAGUACCUGUGGAAAGACCUGACCCUGGACCAGGCCUACGGCUACGCCGUGGAGAACGCCAAGGACAUCAUCGCCUGCGGCUUUGACAUCAACAAGACUUUCAUCUUCUCGGAUCUUGACUACAUGGGGACGAGUCCAGGCUUCUACAAGAACGUGGUGAAGAUUCAGAAGCACGUCACCUUCAACCAGGUCAAAGGCAUUUUCGGCUUCACUGACAGUGACAGCAUCGGGAAGAUCAGCUUUCCUGCCAUCCAGGCGGCUCCUUCCUUCAGCAACUCGUUCCCUCAGAUCUUCCGAGACAAGACAGACAUUCAGUGCCUCAUCCCAUGUGCCAUCGACCAGGAUCCUUACUUCAGAAUGACAAGAGACGUCGCCCCCAGGAUCGGCUACCCCAAACCAGCCCUGCUGCACUCGACCUUCUUCCCUGCCCUACAAGGGGCCCAGACCAAGAUGAGUGCCAGCGACCCCAACUCCUCCAUCUUCCUCACGGACACCGCCAAGCAGAUCAAGACCAAGGUCAACAAGCAUGCGUUCUCUGGAGGGAGAGACACCAUCGAGGAGCACAGGGAGUUUGGGGGCAACUGUGACGUGGACGUGUCCUUCAUGUACCUGACCUUCUUCCUCGAGGAAGACGACAAGCUCGAGCAGAUCAGGAAGGAUUACACGAGUGGGGCCAUGCUCACCGGCGAGCUCAAGAAGACCCUCAUAGAGGUCCUGCAGCCCCUGAUCGCCGAGCACCAGGCCAGGCGCAAGGAGGUCACCGACGAGAUCGUGAAGGAGUUCAUGACUCCGCGGAAGCUGUCCUACGACUUUCAGUAACAUUCAUUUUAUACACGCUUAUAAAGAGAUGUAAUUUACCAGUAAUCCCAGCCCAAUCGAAUCACCACUACCCGUAGGCUCUGCCACACGGUAAUUCCUGGCCUGGAAUCUGUAAGCCCCGUGCGUGUAUCUGUACUGUUUCUUCCUGUGAUGCCCUCCUUUCUGUCUCUCGCGGCAAAACCUUUGGGACCGGGUGCCAGCUAACAUGUCGUGGUCAGACAAUCCGGCUGGAGUCUCUCCCACAGAGCAGCCCCCAGACGUGGGACCUUUGGCCCAGUGACCGCUGGCCAGCCUGGGUCCACGGGACCCUGCGGCUUCGGCACACUCUUCACCCCGCUCUGUGAAAGAACAUGAGCGUGCUUACGUCAUGUAAGAACGUCGUGAUCCUAGACUCAAACAUGCUUUGGAAAGUCUAUGUGGGAAGUUGAACGGGCACAGGUGUAUUUCACCCUGGGCCCCCAAAGAUUUAAAAGAACUGCCAGCUACAAGCUUGACAGUCCGUGUGGCCAAGAGCUCCCAGCCGGAAGGCUGCUGGGCCCUGGCUGGCCGGUUCCCACGUCGUCUGUGGGCCAGACUACAGCUCACGUAGCACACUCCAGACCGUGCAUGCGCCGCACUCCAGAAUCACGCUCCUCCCCGAGUACUAACACCUCGUUUCCACCGCGGAACCCUUGACACUCCACCCCGAAAGCCAGCGGCCGCUUCGCACCGGCCGGGCCAGGUGCUGAGGGCUCUGUUGUCUUUGCAGAUCCUUUUGUUUUGACACGUGACUGGCGUGGAAGUCGCUCUGCACAGAGCAGUGCCCUGGGGCAGGUGGACGUAGCUAGACCGCGUGCAGCCGCCCUCACGGCCCUGGCGGCACGCCCGCGGGAGGCCUGUUGAACCGUGCGCCCUGUGUAGUUUUGGAAAAGCGGAAGACCUGUCUCAGGGAAAGCGUGUGGUCGAGGGGUCUGUCCCUUCUGGAUACACAGGGCCCACUCCCUCAUGUCAGUCAUUGGCAUGAAUAAACUUGCUUCGGUCCUGCC